GUCUUAAAAGUCCAUAUGGUCUUGUUUCUUCUUCGUCCACCGUCAGGGCCUGUGACGAAGCAUAAAGUAACCGUCAAAGACAAAACACCUUUCUUGUCUUCUUGCUUUCUACGCCUUUUACUUCAGAGCAGGACGAUUGAGUUCGUAACCAUCUCAAAAAUACCAUCAUGAAGACGAUUGUUAUUAGACUUCUCUUCCUCGCUUUCCUUCUCCUUGCUUCACCUUUCCUCCAAGUUGCGUUGUGCCAGUCGGAUUCGGAGGAUUCUGGGUUUGAAGUUUCCGAUGUUGGCGAAGACGAGAGCGAAACAGAGCAAGUGUUUGGUUUGGAGCUUACCUCAGCUCCUGGAAUUGAAACCCUCUGCGUUUUCCCUAAUAACAGAGCAAAAAUAAUUAAAGCUGGAACUGAGACUGAGGUGCUCGUUGGAAUGAAAAAUGAUGGUCAAUCCGAUGUAGACAUCGUUGCGGUUAAAGGCAGUUUACAUCUUCCUUUCGAUCAAAAGCCUCUUGUUCAGAAUCUCACCGCUCUGAGCUUCGGCAACGCUUCUGUGCCUGUUUCAGCGCAAGCUACCUUCCCAUAUAUCUUCGCUGUCAGCAAGUUCCUGGAGGCUGGUGCUUUUGAUCUAGUUGGCACCAUUGUCUAUGAGAUGGAUGGUAAGCCCUACCAAAGCAUAUUUUACAAUGGAACCGUCGAAGUUGUUGAAGACGGUCCUCUCUUCAGGAUGGAGUCAGUCUUCCUUAGUGGUCUUUUGAUUUCGCUUAUCGUUGUUCUUAUCAUCUAUAUCCAAAAUGGUCUGAGGCAUAUGACCAAGAAAACAAAGAGAGCAACAAAAGCAAAAGUUGAAGUUGGAACUGCGGCUAAAGAUGCUUCACUUGAUGAAUGGCUUGAGGGUACUGCCUAUACUCAGUCUUCGAGUAAGUCAAAAAAGAAGAAGUAGAUCAGACCAAAUCUCACAGGCUUUCUCUGUAUCUCCAGGGACUUGUAAAACCAAAACCACACGAACGAGAUAGUAACGGUAUAGAUAGAGAGUGAGAGAGAGAGAGAGUAGUUGGUCGAGAUCCUCCUUCCUAAAGUUGUAACUUCAUAAAAUCUUAAAUGCUUUUUUCUUCUUACUGUGGUAGAUGUUACAAGGAAACUUGUUACCUUUGUUAAAAAUGUCAGAAUACUUUUUUAUGA
Messenger RNA from Brassica napus (rape), 1174 nucleotides. Its product is annotated as translocon-associated protein subunit alpha-like. Gene Ontology annotation, cellular component: endoplasmic reticulum; endoplasmic reticulum membrane. NCBI's taxonomy places the organism in Eukaryota, Viridiplantae, Streptophyta, Magnoliopsida, Brassicales, Brassicaceae. The coding region runs from base 168 to 935 and encodes 255 amino acids. The transcript is spliced from 8 exons. The record is from RefSeq and is a predicted model, not a curated record.